AUGUCCCAGAAGUUUCUCGUGGUCGAGAGCCGCGCCGGGUGCAAGUCCAGGAGGAACAACAGCGGGCUAGCAGUUGCAGCGCAGUAUCGGCCAAGGACACUCGCUUGGCUGGCGAGUGGCGAGUGGCGAGUGGCGAGUGGCGAGUACCGGAGGCCGAGCUACAAGAAGGACGACGACGGGACGCGAGGAGCUGGACCACGAGUUACCAAACGCCCGGCCACGAGCAAGCUGCUGAGGCGCGCACAUCACUCGCGCGCGCACUCGCAGCACUGCGCUGGAGCAGCCCGCACGCACCCCCUCCCCAGCCUUGGCGGGCCACCUUCCUCCCACUCUCACCUCGCGCCGGCGCAGCGCUGCGCUGGAUCCACCCGCACGCGCCCCCUCCCGGAGAUCCUGCCGCCCCUCCGCCCGACCACCUGCCCGACUGCCCGCCACUCACUCUCGCGCGCACUCACAGCGCUGCGCUGGACGAUCCACCCGCACGCGCCCCCUCCCGGAGAUCCUGCCGCCCCUCCGCCCGACCACCUGCCCGACUGCCCGACUGCCCGCCACUCACUCUCGCGCGCACUCACAGCGCUGCGCUGGACGAUCCACCCGCACGCGCCCCCUCCCGGAGAUCAGGCCCCCCUCCGCCCGACCACCUGCCCGCCACUCUCUCUCGUGCGCACUCACAGCGCUGCGCUGGACGAUCCACCCGCACGCGCCCCCUCCCGGAGAUCAGGCCCCCCUCCGCCCGACCACCUGCCCGCCACUCUCUCUCGUGCGCACUCACAGCGCUGCGCUGGACGAUCCACCCGCACGCGCCCCCCUCCCGGAGAUCCUGCCGCCUCUCCGCCCGACCACCUGCCCGACUGCCCGCCACUCACUCUCGCGCGCACUCACAGCGCUGCGCUGGACGAUCCACCCGCACGCGCCCCCUCCCGGAGAUCCUGCCCCCCUCCGCCCGACCACCUGCCCGACUGCCCGCCACUCACUCUCGCGCGCACUCACAGCGCUGCGCUGGACGAUCCACCCGCACGCGCCCCCUCCCGGAGAUCCUGCCCCCCUCCGCCCGACCACCUGCCCGACUGCCCGCCACUCUCUCUCGCGCGCACUCACAGCGCUGCGCUGGACGAUCCACCCGCACGCGCCCCCCUCCCGGAGAUCAGGCCCCCCUCCGCCCGACCACCUGCCCGCCACUCUCUCUCGUGCGCACUCACAGCGCUGCGCUGGACGAUCCACCCGCACGCGCCCCCUCCCGGAGAUCCUGCCGCCUCUCCGCCCGACCACCUGCCCGACUGCCCGCCACUCACUCUCGCGCGCACUCACAGCGCUGCGCUGGACGAUCCACCCGCACGCGCCCCCUCCCGGAGAUCCUGCCCCCCUCCGCCCGACCACCUGCCCGACUGCCCGCCACUCACUCUCGCGCGCACUCACAGCGCUGCGCUGGACGAUCCACCCGCACGCGCCCCCUCCCGGAGAUCCUGCCGCCCCUCCGCCCGACCACCUGCCCGACUGCCCGCCACUCACUCUCGCGCGCACUCACAGCGCUGCGCUGGACGAUCCACCCGCACGCGCCCCCUCCCGGAGAUCCUGCCGCCCCUCCGCCCGACCACCUGCCCGACUGCCCGCCACUCACUCUCGCGCGCACUCACAGCGCUGCGCUGGACGAUCCACCCGCACGCGCCCCCUCCCGGAGAUCCUGCCGCCCCUCCGCCCGACCACCUGCCCGACUGCCCGCCACUCACUCUCGCGCGCACUCACAGCGCUGCGCUGGACGAUCCACCCACACGCGCCCCCUCCCGGAGAUCCUGCCCCCCUCCGCCCGACCACCUGCCCGACUGCCCGCCACUCACUCUCGCGCGCACUCACAGCGCUGCGCUGGACGAUCCACCCGCACGCGCCCCCCUCCCGGAGAUCCUGCCGCCCCUCCGCCCGACCACCUGCCCGACUGCCCGCCACUCACUCUCGCGCGCACUCACAGCGCUGCGCUGGACGAUCCACCCGCACGCGCCCCCUCCCGGAGAUCCUGCCGCCCCUCCGCCCGACCACCUGCCCGACUGCCCGCCACUCACUCUCGCGCGCACUCACAGCGCUGCGCUGGACGAUCCACCCGCACGCGCCCCCUCCCGGAGAUCCUGCCGCCCCUCCGCCCGACCACCUGCCCGACUGCCCGCCACUCACUCUCGCGCGCACUCACAGCGCUGCGCUGGACGAUCCACCCGCACGCGCCCCCCUCCCGGAGAUCCUGCCCCCCUCCGCCCGACCAUCUGCCCGACUGCCCGCCACUCACUCUCGCGCGCACUCACAGCGCUGCGCUGGACGAUCCACCCGCACGCGCCCCCUCCCGGAGAUCCUGCCGCCACUCCGCCCGACCACCUGCCCGACUGCCCGCCACUCACUCUCGCGCGCACUCACAGCGCUGCGCUGGACGAUCCACCCGCACGCGCCCCCUCCCGGAGAUCCUGCCGCCCCUCCGCCCGACCACCUGCCCGACUGCCCGCCACUCACUCUCGCGCGCACUCACAGCGCUGCGCUGGACGAUCCACCCGCACGCGCCCCCUCCCGGAGAUCCUGCCCCCCUCCGCCCGACCACCUGCCCGACUGCCCGCCACUCACUCUCGCGCGCACUCACAGCGCUGCGCUGGACGAUCCACCCGCACGCGCCCCCUCCCGGAGAUCCUGCCCCCCUCCGCCCGACCACCUGCCCGACUGCCCGCCACUCACUCUCGCGCGCACUCACAGCGCUGCGCUGGACGAUCCACCCGCACGCGCCCCCUCCCGGAGAUCCUGCCGCCCCUCCGCCCGACCACCUGCCCGACUGCCCGCCACUCACUCUCGCGCGCACUCACAGCGCUGCGCUGGACGAUCCACCCGCACGCGCCCCCUCCCGGAGAUCCUGCCGCCCCUCCGCCCGACCACCUGCCCGACUGCCCGCCACUCACUCUCGCGCGCACUCACAGCGCUGCGCUGGACGAUCCACCCGCACGCGCCCCCCUCCCGGAGAUCCUGCCGCCCCUCCGCCCGACCACCUGCCCGACUGCCCGCCACUCACUCUCGCGCGCACUCACAGCGCUGCGCUGGACGAUCCACCCGCACGCGCCCCCCUCCCGGAGAUCCUGCCCCCCUCCGCCCGACCACCUGCCCGACUGCCCGCCACUCACUCUCGCGCGCACUCACAGCGCUGCGCUGGACGAUCCACCCGCACGCGCCCCCUCCCGGAGAUCCUGCCGCCCCUCCGCCCGACCACCUGCCCGACUGCCCGCCACUCACUCUCGCGCGCACUCACAGCGCUGCGCUGGACGAUCCACCCGCACGCGCCCCCUCCCGGAGAUCCUGCCGCCCCUCCGCCCGACCACCUGCCCGACUGCCCGCCACUCACUCUCGCGCGCACUCACAGCGCUGCGCUGGACGAUCCACCCGCACGCGCCCCCUCCCGGAGAUCCUGCCCCCCUCCGCCCGACCACCUGCCCGACUGCCCGCCACUCACUCUCGCGCGCACUCACAGCGCUGCGCUGGACGAUUCACCCGCACGCGCCCCCUCCCGGAGAUCCUGCCCCCCUCCGCCCGACCACCUGCCCGACUGCCCGCCACUCACUCUCGCGCGCACUCACAGCGCUGCGCUGGACGAUCCACCCGCACGCGCCCCCUCCCGGAGAUCCUGCCCCCCUCCGAUCGACCACCUGCCCGCCACUCUCGCGCGCACUCACAGCACUGCGCUGGACGAUCCACCCGCACGCGCCCCCCUCCCGGAGAUCAGGCCCCCCUCCACCCGACCACCUGCCCGCCACUCUCUCUCGCGCGCACUCACAGCGCUGCGCUGGACGAUCCACCCGCACGCGCCCCCUCCCGGAGAUCAGGCCCCCCUCCGCCCGACCACCUGCCCUGCACUCUCUCUCGCGCGCACUCACAGCGCUGCGCUGGACGAUCCACCCGCACGCGCCCCCUCCCGGAGAUCAGGCCCCCCUCCGCCCGACCACCUGCCCGCCACUCUCUCUCAUCAGGCCCCCUCCGCCCGACCACCUGCCCGCCACUCUCGCGCGCACUCACAGCGGUGCGCUGGACGAUCCACCCGCACGCGUCUCCUCCCGGAGAUCCUGCCCCCCUCCGCCCGACCACCUGUUCGCCACUCUCGCGCGCACUCACAGCGCUGCGCUGGACGAUCCACCCCCACGCGCCCCCUCCUGGAGAUCCUGCCCGCCCCUCCGCCUGCCCGCCCCUCCGCCCGCCCGACUGCCCGCCACUCACUCUCGCGCGCACUCACAGCACUGCGCUGGGCGAUCCACCCGCACGCGCCCCCUCCCGAAGAUCCUGCCAGCCCCUCCGCCCGACCACCUGCCCACCACUCUCGCGCGCACUCACAGCGCUGCGCUGGACGAUCCACCCGCACGUGCCUUCUCCCAGAGAUCCUGCCAGCCCCUCCGCCCACCACCUGCCCGCCACUCUCGCGCGCACACACAGCGCUGCGCUGGAGGAGCAGCCAUCACGCACCCCCUCCCGGAGAUCCUGCCAGCCCCUCCGCCCGACCACCUGCCCGCCACUCACUCUCGCGCGCACUCACAGCGCUGCGCUGGACGACCCACCCGCACGCGCCCAUUCCCGGAGAUCCUGCUGCCCGCCCGACUGCCCGCCACUCACUCUCGCGCGCACUCACAGCGCUGCGCUGGACGAUCCACCCGCACGCGCCCCCUCCCGGAGAUCCUGCUGCCCGCCCGACUGCCCGCCACUCACUGUCGCGCGCACUCACAGCACUGCGCUGGAGGAGCAGCCCGCACGCAACCCCUCCCGGAGAUCCUGCCAGUCCCUCCGGCCGACCACCUGCCCGCCACUCACUCUCGCGCGCACUCACAGCACUGCGCUGGACGAUCCACCCGCACGCGCCCCCUCCCGGAGAUCCUGCUGCCCGCCCGACUGCCCGCCACUCACUCUCGCGCGCACUCACAGCACUGCGCUGGAGGAGCAGCCCGCACGCACCCCCUCCCGGAGAUCCUGCCAGCCCCUCCGCCCGACCACCUGCCCGCCACUCUCUCUCGCGCGCACUCACAGCGCUGCGCUGCGCUGGACGAUCUACCCCGGAGCGAAGGGAGGAGAGGAGAAGCGAAGCGGUGCUAUCAGGUGGGCGCCCACUGCAGCGGAGCGAAGGGAGGAGAGGAGAAGCGAGGCGGUGCUAUCAGGUGGGCGCCCACUGCAGCGGAGCGAAGGGAGGAGAGGAGAAGCGAGGCGGUGCUAUCAGGUGGGCGCCCACUGCAGCGGAGCGAAGGGAGGAGAGGAGAAGCGAAGCGGUGCUAUCAGGUGGGCGUCCACUGCAGCGGAGCGAAGGGAGGAGAGGAGAAGCGAGGCGGUGCUAUCAGGUGGGCGCCCACUGCAGCGGAGCGAAGGGAGGAGAGGAGAAGCGAAGCGGUGCUAUCAGGUGGGCGCCCACUGCAGCAGAGCGAAGGGAGGAGAGGAGAAGCGAAGCGGUGCUAUCAGGUGGGCGCCAACUGCAGCGGAGCGAAGGGAGGAGAGGAGAAGCGAAGCGGUGCUAUCAGGUGGGCGCCCACUGCAGCAGAGCGAAGGGAGGAGAGGAGAAGCGAGGCGGUGCUAUCAGGUGGGCGCCCACUGCAGCGGAGCGAAUAG
Bacillus rossius redtenbacheri is the source of this 5595-nucleotide messenger RNA. RefSeq names its product proline-rich protein 36-like. The record is from RefSeq and is a predicted model, not a curated record. The transcript has 5 exons. NCBI's taxonomy places the organism in Eukaryota, Metazoa, Arthropoda, Insecta, Phasmatodea, Bacillidae. Bases 1 to 5595 code for a protein of 1864 amino acids.